AUGCGCCUAACAAUUGGAGCUGAUAGUUCUGAUAUGGACUCUAUUAGGGAUUUUGCGAAAUGGCUGCUUGAUAUUGGGGAAGGUAAGUUGGGAGAUGAUAACGAUGCUGAAGCAAUUAUUGAGAUACCUGAUGAUCUAUUAAUCACCGAUAGUUCCGAUCCAAUACAAAGCAUAAUUGACUUCGUCUACCCUUCAAUUAUUGAACAAUUUCGGAAUCCUGGUUUUUUUUCUGAACGAGCAAUUCUAGCACCAAAAAAUGACGUAGUUCAUGAAAUUAACGAUCGAUUGCUUUCGUUAUUUCCAGAUGAUGCUAAAGAGUAUUUGAGUUCCGAUAGCAUAUGUCAAACUGAACAAAUGCUUGAUUCAUUUCAAGAAGGUUUAUACUCAACAGAAAAUUUGAAUGCUCUUAAGAUUUCUGGGUUGCCUAAUCAUAGAUUGGUUCUUAAAGUUGGUGUUCCUGUCAUGCUUCUUCGCAACAUCGAUCAACAUAAAGGUUUAUGUAACGGUACAAGGCUAAAAAUUACUUUGUUAGGAAAACGAGUAAUAGAAGCUGAAGUGAUAUCUGGCGCUUGUUUUGCCAGGACAAUUAACAAGAGUCAAGGUCAAUCCUUAUCAAAAGUUGGUCUUUAUUUGAAAGAUCCUGUGUUCACUCAUGGUCAGUUGUAUGUGGCAUUAUCAAGGGUCAAGACCAGAGAAGGAGUUAAAAUAUUGAUAUUCGAUGCUGAUGGAAAACCAACAAAUAAGACGUCCAAUGUGGUCUAUAAAGAAUUCUUUGGUAGCUUAUAA
Molecule: messenger RNA, 786 nt
Organism: Helianthus annuus (common sunflower)
Lineage: Eukaryota; Viridiplantae; Streptophyta; Magnoliopsida; Asterales; Asteraceae
Exons: 2
Coding region: 1-786 (261 amino acids)
Source: RefSeq, a predicted model, not a curated record